Molecule: messenger RNA, 1978 nt
Organism: Aspergillus uvarum CBS 121591
Lineage: Eukaryota; Fungi; Ascomycota; Eurotiomycetes; Eurotiales; Aspergillaceae
Product: FAD-binding domain-containing protein
Exons: 4
Coding region: 306-1766 (486 amino acids)
Molecular function (GO): oxidoreductase activity; FAD binding
Source: RefSeq, a predicted model, not a curated record
UCCGCUCCAGCUCUUUGUCCGAUCAGACCACCUUCUCGUAAUCCUUAUAGGGUAAAGAAAGACGCAAAUACCGUGGCCACCGGCGACAAGUCGCAGAAAUAGCAUGAUUUCGGCCGAGGGGCGGUCAAUCUUAACACUGGCCGGAUUCCCAGUCCGUGGAGUCUGGGCGCUGACCUCAUUUGCAUCACAUUCCACCGUCUUGUGGCCGUCACUCUCCGCCCUAUAAUAUACCCGAUCGCCAGCAUUGACUACUAUGUAAGAUUUUUCUGACUACUCAAACACACACCACACCACACCACACCACAAUGCCGUUUUUACCACUCUCACAAGUCCGUCAUCUACGGGACAAGCUCCAGGACACGAAAGCGGAGAUUUCCACGUGGGGAUGCGAGGGCUACGGCGAUAACAUCAAGCAAUGGAGCGAUUCGUGCGAUGAAGAUGUUGGCGCAGUCGUCCGAGUGACCUGCGCUGAGGAAGCCGCCACCGUGGUGCGAUUUGCGACGCACAACCAGAUCCCCCUGGCCGUCCGGGGCGGGGGCUACUCGACGAGCGGCAGUUCGACGGCGCGCGGAGGCAUCGUCCUCGACCUGGCCAAACUCCGGCGCGUGCGCGUCAACCCCGAGGCCCGCGUGGUGGCCGCCGAGGGCGGGGCGCUGUGGGCGGACAUCGACGUGGCGGCGGCGCAGCACGGGCUGGCGGUGGUGGGCAGCACGCUGAGCCACAUCGGCGCGGCGGGAGCGACCCUCGGCGGCGGGUACGGCUGGCUGACGGGCCAGUACGGGCUGGCGAUCGACAACCUGCUGUGGGCGAAGGUGGUCCUCGCCGAUGGAAACAUCGUGAUCGCCUCCGAAACUUCCCAUCCCGACCUCUUCUGGGCGAUGCGCGGCGCCGGCCAAGAGUUCGGCGUUACGGUGGAGUUGGGGUUUCGCGCCCAUCCCCAGCGCAAUGCCGUCUUCGCGGGCACGCUGCUCUUCGUGCCGGAGAAACUACCCGUCGUUGUCGAUUUCGCGAACCGGUUUCAGAAGCAGACGGACGGGAAGCAGGGUCUUUGGUUCGGGUUCACGGUUGCGCCGGCCAUGACGCAGUGCUGUAUCCUCGUGGUGGUGUUCUUCAAUGGGGAUCAAGAACGCGCGGAGCAGUUCUUCGCGCCGCUGUUGCAGGCGGAGCCGAUUGUCAACACCGCGGGGAUGAUCCCCUACGACAGUUUGAAUGGCAUCCUCAACACAACGGACACGCUGCACCGCCGCGGGAGCGAUACCGAGGUCAACAUCAGCUACCCGCUGGACGUCGCCAUGGGCCCCCGGAAAUGCAUGCGCGGAAGCAAUGUCACCCUCCCGCUGGACCUGGGGUUCGUGCAGUCGGUGUACGACGAGUUCAAUGGGAUGGUCACGAACUGCCCGCAGACCCGGGAUAGCAGGCUGCUGUUCGAGCUGCUGCCGAAUGCCCAGAUCAUGAAGGUCCCCGACGAUGCGACGGCGUUCGCCAAUCGCGGGCCGUAUUACAAUGUCAGCUGCCUGUUUCGGUGGUACGAUGCCGAUCUGGAUGUGCAAGUACGGCUGUGGCAGGCCAGUCUGUUGGGCCGGAUCGAGGACACGGCGGGGAUCAAGCGGCCGGGGUACCAGGGGCCGAGACGGGGGACGGGCAUCUAUGCCAACUAUGCUGGCCACGACGUAUCCAGCAAGAUACUGUUCGGAGACAACUUCCCCCGCUUGCAGGAGCUCAAGAAGAAGUACGACCCGCACAAUACGUUCGACAAGUGGCACUGAGCAGAAUUGGGAAAAUCUUCUAUUCGUGUUGGCCGUGAAUUGGGACUCGGAUUCGAGACUCAACGACGGUCUCUUUGCCGGUCGGCAAUGUAUUCUAUACCCGUUGUGAUAUGCACACGCUGCAAAAUUAGCUGUCCCAGUUGAAUUUAUAUAAGCUUAAUGAUUGAAUCGAUGCUACGCGAUUAUAGAUUAGACAAUCUAACCUGAAGUCA